AUGCCAGUAACACUCUCAAUCGUCAACCACGCUGCUACAGCUUGGAAAGGACCUCGGGUCGAAAGGCUCGAAGACUUCAUGGAACAAGCAUCACCUACCGACUACCGUCGUUGCAAACGCAUCAUUCAGACCUCCCUCGACACCGACCUCCUUCAAAAAAACCACAUAACCCCCUCUGAAAAUGGCUUCGUAUAUUCUGCCUGCCAUGCAUACAGCCAACAUCACCACCUGACCAUUCGCCCCGAAGACGUCUGGUUCGCUAUCCUGACUCAGAUUAGCUUUUUCAUCAAUGCCAACGCUGAGGAUCUGCGUUCCUUCUUCGUCGAACAUGAUGGUCAGAAGGAGCUUCGGAUUAAGAUGGUCGGGACUCUGGAGACUGUCGACUUUGGUGAUUUCGCUCAAUUAAUGACGCGUCUUAUUACAAAACAUGUCAAAGACUCAGAACUGGGCGAUUGGGUCAUGCCCAGCUUUUCGACUACAACUGAUACCGAUCGCGUGGUUGCCUCUGUUCUUUUCAUGGGUGCGAUGCAAAAGUACUUUACAUAUUUCUGUGACAUCCAUUGCGGCAUUCCGUCUGUUACACUCCUGGGGGAGGUUUCGGAUUGGCAGACCAUUCUUAACAAGCUUCCUAUGUUAGAAAGACUUGGGGAUGAACCUACUCAAUUUGUUGAGAUGCUGAGGCCUAUCUUGAACAACAUGAUUCGGUCCUUUCAAGAACCCGAGGAUGCAGAAGUCGUUCGGUUCUGGAAUACCAUUGCAACACAUAAUGUCAUGGGAAGCGGCACUGAUUACUAUACCGGGUGGAUAACUGCCUUUUGCUUCUGGGACACAAAGGGAAAGGCCAAAUACCGGUCUUCAAGAAACAACGUUAGCGGCGUGAGCUACCCUACCGUCCCUGUCGACGAGAUACCCGUUGGUUUUGCCCGUGUGCCGGUCAAGAUUGAUAACCAUGGCAAGAUAAUCAGCAGUAACAUGGUUGCUGGCUCGUUUGGCAUACAGGCGAUGACAAUUAACCAAGAAACAGCGACAAGGGGCAUGUUUUCGACCGACAGUCUCCCGGCGAUGCAAACCAACGACGUCCCCGGCUCUCAACAAGGAGAAUCUGAGGUCUCGACUUCUGAUUCAGAGCUAACUAGAAUUCAGCCUUUUUCUGGAUGGGUGAUAUAUGAAAGUCAAGCUGAACAGCCAACGAACGCUCGGAAGGAGAGGGGAUGCUUCGCGCCCCCUGUUCGUCCAAGAGAGCGCAUUGCAAGGGUGAAGGCGGAAGUCUCCGAGCAAACAAUUUCUCCGACUGGCCUGUCAACCCAACCGCUGAGAUCAAGACGGAAAAUUAAUAUGGACAAAUUUAACCUUGACGAGGAUGAGGACGAGUUUGACUUUGACGAAGAGAUAGCUGUUUAA
Messenger RNA from Fusarium coffeatum, 1401 nucleotides. RefSeq lists its product as uncharacterized. The record is from RefSeq and is a predicted model, not a curated record. The transcript has a single exon. NCBI's taxonomy places the organism in Eukaryota, Fungi, Ascomycota, Sordariomycetes, Hypocreales, Nectriaceae. Bases 1 to 1401 code for a protein of 466 amino acids.